AUCUGAAUUGAACAAAACUUUUUUUUUCCUCCUUUUCUGUGUGUUUAAUUUUUGUUCAACUAGGAUUUUCCAAGAAAAAAAAUCGACAAUAAUUCCCGAAUGGAAGUUCUUAUUUUUAAUGUUUUCAAUGCUGUUUACCAGGAGAAUUUAUCAUUGCUCAAGGAUUUGAUUCGUCCUUUGACAAAAAUCCAAAUUCAAACAAUAACAUCGAGCAAAUUUGAAGGUACAACAUUGUUGUUGAUCGCUGCACGACAUGGCCAUUAUCAUAUUAUCAAAUAUUUGAUCGAACAUUGUGAUGUUGACAUCGAACAGGUUGGAAAAGUUGAAUUCGAUGGCGAAACUGUACAUGAUACGCCCCCAUUAUGGUGCGCUGCAGCCGCUGGAAAUAUUGAUUGUGUCAAAUUAUUAAUUGAACAUGGUGCUAAUGUCAAUUGUACGACUUAUACGAAUUCCACUCCACUACGAGCUGCAUGUUUUGAUGGACAUUUUGAAAUUGUCAAGUAUUUGGUGGAGAAUGGUGCCGAUAUCGAAAUAGCAAAUAAACUUGGCCAUACUUGUUUGAUGAUAUCAUGUUUUAAACGUCAUUAUAAUAUAGCCUCAUAUUUGAUCGAACAAGGUUGUCAGAUCAAUAGACAAAGUAUGAAAGGCAACACUGCUCUACAUGAUUGUGCCGAAUCCAAUAGUAUGGACAUAAUGAAAUUAUUGGUCAAAAAUGGUGCCAUUCCUAAACGUGAUUGUUUUGGUUUAACACCAUUAAUGACAGCAUGUAUCAAUGGCAACAUUGAAAUUUUCAAUUAUCUUAAAUCGGUUUUCAAUUGUACAAUUGAAGAGGAAACGGAUGCUUAUCGAUUAUUGGGUGCAACAUUUGUCGAUAAACUAUAUAAUAUGAGAGAAGCAUUAAAAUAUUGGAAACAGGCCGCAUCAUUGACGACAAAAUGUAACAAAAAAUAUCUAGACAGUUUAAUCAAUAAUAGUGAAUCAUAUAAGAAAGCAUACAACAAUUCCACCGAAUUUCGAACUCAAGAAGAGCUUGAAAAUCUUUUAUAUGAUCCUGAACUUAUGAAGUAUCAGGCAAUGAUGAUUAGAGAACGUGUUCUAAGCAUUCAUCAUCCAGAUACUUAUUAUUUUAUUCGAAUUCAUGGUGAAUCGUUGGCCGAAUCAGGCAAAUAUUCACGCUGUCUAUCAAUGUGGAUGUACAAUCUUGAGCAGCAACAAAAUUAUUCAAAACCAUUGAACGAUAUUACGCAGAAUAGUUUCCUAUCGUUGAUUGAAUUAUUUACAUUGAUUUGCAAUAACAAAGAAUCUGAUUUAAACGCAUGUGAUAUACUCAAAGUGUUAGAGAUGGCCAUCUCCCAAGUAUUGAUUUCGUGCAAUAUAACACCAAAUAAUGUUGCCGGUGGUAGAAACAGUCGUAUUCAGUGUAUAUUCGACAAUAAAGCUUUAGUUAAGGAUGAACGUUUCAUGUUCAACGGAUUUCUUAACCCAUUAGAUCGUCAGUUCCUUAUCGUUAUUCAUUUAAUUGAUUUUAUGUGCCAAUUCAAAACGAAAAUGUCUCCAGAUAUUUGGAUCGAGUUCCAGAAAUUAAUGCGUCGCUUCCUAUCAUGUGAUCCUCGAUCAGCAAAUUCUCAAUCAUUAUUGCACAUCAUAUGCAUAUUAUCUUCCGAAAAUGAAACAUUAUCGACUAAUGAAAUUUCUUUUUUCAACGUAUUCCAAUUCAUUGUUGACCUUUGUACAAAUUUGAACAUUGUAGACAUUCGAGGCAAUACAGCAUUACAUUUUCUGAUGGACAGUGAUCAAGUGAAUCCUGAAAUGGUUGAAUAUUUAGUAGAUGCUGGUGCGCAUAUUGAUCUCCGUAAUGACAAAGGAUUGACACCAUUGGAUUUACUUGAUGAUAAACCACAGAAACUGAAAAAUCGUUGUCAAAUUCAAUAUGUAUCGCUUCAAUGUUUAUGCGCUCAAACCAUCAUCAAACACGGUAUUCCGAUUUCCGAAACAAUACCAAAAGAUUUACAAAAUUUUAUUAAUGAUCAUCAUCGUAAAGAUUUCUUCAAUACAAUAUUCACUUCUACAACUCCAUCACGAAACAAUUAAUUCUGACUAUUCAUUAUAUCAUCAUAUCUAUAUGAAAAGAUCUUCGAUAUUUCUUCACAUAACUAGAUUUCACUAUGUUUUUAACCAUCAUCAUUCUAGUUUCAUCCAUUUCGAAACAUG
This is a messenger RNA of Dermatophagoides pteronyssinus (European house dust mite), 2211 nucleotides long. Its product is annotated as protein fem-1 homolog C. Gene Ontology annotation, molecular function: protein binding. The record is from RefSeq and is a predicted model, not a curated record. Gene Ontology annotation, cellular component: ubiquitin ligase complex. Gene Ontology annotation, biological process: ubiquitin-dependent protein catabolic process. Lineage: Eukaryota; Metazoa; Arthropoda; Arachnida; Sarcoptiformes; Pyroglyphidae.